GAUGGGCGGCUGGGUCUGGGCUGCUUGGGUCCGGCAAUGCCCAUGAGUUUGCUGAGGAGGCUUGGAACCCCGGGCCAAUCCAGCUGGGCCUGGGGGGCCAUCCUGAUUUCACAGUAACAGCCUUUUAGGGCAUCUACUUUGUGCCAGGCAGGGUGCCAGAUCUGGGGCUGGAAAGGCCAUCGAGACACCUUCGAGUGGGAGACAAGGGGGAGUAGAUAGCUCCUCUGCAGGCAGCAGAAGGGGGGUACAGGAAGCUGUUUGCGUGAGUUGGUGGAGUAGCUGAGGUCUCUGAGAGGAAGAGCCCUUUGAAAUGGACUUGGAAGGUUGAGAAGGAGUUUGACGGAAGGACUUGUUCAGGUGGCUGCUCCUUGUGUUCCUCCAUCCAGCCAUGAACUGGUGCCCAUCACCACGGAGACUGUCCCCAAGAAUGUAGUGGAUGUGGGGGAAGGAGACCACAAGGGUGGAAGCUCUCCAAAAAGCCUCCAGGAAGGGGACUCCAUGAGAGUUUCCCCAAGCAUCCAGCCGCAGCCACAGCCUCUCAGUCUCUCCAGAAACAUGAGUGUGAGCCGGGCCAUGGAGGACAGUUGUGAGCUGGACCUGGUGUACGUCACCGAACGCAUCAUCGCCGUGUCCUUCCCCAGCACAGCCAAUGAGGAGAACUUCCGUAGCAACCUCCGUGAAGUGGCCCAGAUGCUGAAGUCCAAACACGGGGGCAACUACCUGCUGUUCAACCUAUCCGAGCAGAGGCCUGAUGUCACGAAGCUCCACGCUAAGGUCCUGGAAUUUGGCUGGCCUGAUCUGCACACACCGGCCCUGGAGAAGAUCUGCAGCGUCUGCAAGGCCAUGGACACCUGGCUCAAUGCAGACCCCCACAAUGUUGUUGUUCUCCACAACAAGGGAAACCGAGGCAGGAUUGGGGUUGUCAUCGCAGCGUAUAUGCACUACAGCAACAUUUCAGCCAGUGCUGACCAGGCUCUGGACCGGUUUGCAAUGAAAAGAUUCUAUGAGGAUAAGAUUGUGCCCAUUGGCCAGCCGUCCCAGAGGAGGUACGUGCACUACUUCAGCGGCCUCCUCUCUGGCUCCAUCAAAAUGAACAACAAGCCCUUGUUCCUGCACCAUGUGAUCAUGCAUGGCAUCCCCAACUUUGAGUCUAAAGGAGGGUGCCGACCGUUUCUCCGCAUCUACCAAGCCAUGCAGCCUGUGUACACAUCUGGCAUUUACAACAUCCCCGGAGACAGCCAGGCCAGCAUCUGUAUCACCAUUGAACCAGGGCUGCUCCUGAAGGGAGACAUCUUGCUGAAGUGUUAUCACAAGAAGUUCCGGAGCCCGGCUCGAGACGUCAUCUUCCGUGUGCAAUUCCACACCUGUGCCAUCCAUGACUUGGGGGUUGUUUUUGGGAAGGAAGACCUGGAUGAGGCCUUCAAAGAUGAUCGAUUUCCUGAUUAUGGCAAAGUGGAGUUUGUCUUUUCCUAUGGGCCAGAGAAAAUUCAAGGCAUGGAACACCUGGAGAAUGGGCCCAGUGUCUCUGUAGACUAUAACACCUCUGACCCCCUCAUCCGCUGGGAUUCCUACGACAACUUCAAUGGACAUCGUGAGGAUGGCAUGGAGGAAGUCGUGGGUCACACUCAAGGGCCUCUGGACGGGAGCCUGUAUGCCAAAGUGAAGAAGAAGGAUUCCCUGAAUGGCAGUUCGGUGCCCGUCACUGCCGCGCGGCCUGCCCUGUCAGCCACUCCCAACCAUGUGGAACACACACUGUCUGUGAGCAGCGACUCUGGCAAUUCCACCGCCUCCACCAAGACAGACAAGACCGAUGAGCCUGUUUCUGGGGCCGCCACUGCCCCCGCUACCCUGAGUCCUCAGGAGAAGAAGGAGCUUGAUCGCCUGCUAAGCGGCUUUGGUGUAGACAGAGAGAAGCAAGGCGCCAUGUACCGGGCUCAGCAACUCAGGUCCCACCCAGUCGGGGGCCCAACGGUGUCCUCCCCUGGCCGCCACAUCGUCCCAGCCCAGGUUCACGUCAACGGUGGGGCUCUGGCAUCUGAGCGGGAGACGGACAUUCUGGAUGAUGAGCUGCCCACCCAGGAUGGGCAGAGUGGGGGCAGCAUGGGCACGCUGUCCUCCCUGGAUGGGGUCACCAACACCAGCGAAGGUGGAUACCCAGAGACCCUGUCCCCACUGACCAAUGGUCUGGACAAGCCGUAUUCCGCAGAACCGAUGCUCAAUGGUGGAGGUUACCCCUAUGAGUCUGCCAGCCGGAUGGUGCCCGUCCACAGCAGUCACUCAGCCCCCAUCCGGCCCUCCUACUCUGCUCAGGAGGGUUUAGCCGGCUACCAGCGUGAGGGACCCCACCCAGCCUGGUCCCAGCAAGUGGCUAGCACCCACUGUGGCUAUGACCCCAGUGGUCUGUUCCGAUCCCAGUCCUUUCCAGAUGUAGAGCCCCAGCUGCCCCAGGCUCCAGCUCGCGGGGGCAGCAGCCGAGAGGCUGUGCAGAGGGGGCUGAAUUCGUGGCGGCAGCAGCAGCAGCAGCAGCAGCAGCAGCAGCAGCAGCAGCAGCAGCAGCCUCUCCCACCACCCCGCCAGCAGGAAAGAGCCCCACUGCAGAGUCCUGCCAGCAGCAAGCCUAGACCCCAGCUGUCAGCAGAAACCCCCAUACCUGCUCUCCCAGAGUUCCCAAGGGCAGCCUCUCAGCAGGAGAUCGAGCAGUCCAUUGAAGCCCUCAACAUGUUGAUGCUGGAUCUGGAGCCAGCAUCUGCGGCUGCCCCUCUUCAUAAGUCCCAGAGUGUUCCUGGGGCCUGGCCAGGGGCUUCCCCACUUGCUUCUCAGCCCCUCUCGGGCUCUUCCCGCCAGUCCCACCCACUGACCCAGUCCCGAUCUGGCUAUAUCCCUAGUGGGCAUUCCCUGGGAACCCCGGAGCUGGUCUCUUCUGGCAGGUCAUAUUCGCCUUAUGAUUAUCAGCUGCGUCCGGCUGCCUCCAACCAGAGUUUCCGUCCCAAGAGUCCAGCCUCUUCCACCUUCCUUCCAAGCCCCCACAGCUCUGUGGGGCCUCAGGAACCCCCAGCCUCUCUCCCUGGUCUCAUCACUCAGCUUCAGCUCCCACCAAAGGAAACUACUUCAGACCCCUCCCGAACUCCAGAGGAAGAGCCACUGAACCUGGAAGGGCUGGUAGCCCACCGGGUAGCAGUGUACAAUGCCAGACUGCAGGGCCUGAGGCAGAGUGGCGGCUUCCGACCCUCUCCUCUCCACCGGCUCCGAUCUGCCUCCGCCUCUGGGGUUCAGGCUCGGGAGAGGCAGCCUGCAGAGCCCCCAGCCCCGCUCCGGAGGCGGGCAGCAAGUGAUGGACAGUAUGAGAACCAGUCUCCAGAGGCCACAUCCCCCCGUAGUCCUGGGGUCCGCUCCCCGGUCCAGUGCGUCUCCCCUGAGCUGGCUCUUACCAUUGCCCUCAAUCCUGGAGGGCGGCCCAAAGAGCCCCAUCUGCAUAGCUACAAGGAGGCCUUUGAGGAGAUGGAGGGGACCUCCCCCAGCAGCCCGCCACCCAGUGGGGUGCGCUCCCCUCCAGGCCUGGCCAAGACACCCCUCUCUGCUCUGGGUCUGAAACCCCACAACCCAGCAGACAUCCUGCUGCACCCCACUGGUGAGGAAGAUGAGGGGGAGCAGGUGACUAAGCCUCCAGAAGAGCCCCGGAGCUAUGUGGAGUCUGUGGCGAGGACAGCAGUGUCAGGGCCUCGGACUCAGGAUGUCGAGCCCAAGAGCCUCAGUGCCCCAGCCGCCCAUGCCUAUGGACAUGAGACACCCCUGAGGAACGGGACCCCGGGUGGCUCCUUUGUCUCCCCCAGCCCCCUUUCCACGAGCAGUCCCAUCCUCAGCGCUGACAGCACUUCCGUGGGCAGUUUCCCAUCAGGGGGGAGCAGUGACCAGGGCCCCCGGACACCCAUCCAGCCCAUGCUGGACUCCAGCAUCCGCUCAGGCAGCCUGGGGCAGCCGAGUCCUGCAGCAUUGAGUUACCGGAGCUCCUCACCGGUCCCGGCUGGGGGCAGCAGCUACAGCAGCCCUGACUAUUCCCUUCAGCCCUUCAGCUCUUCUCCAGAAAGCCCAGCCCAGCCACAGUUCAGUGCGGCCACCGUCCACAUGGUGCCUGGGAGCCCUCAGGCACGACACAGGACAGUGGGCACCAACACUCCACCUAGUCCUGGCUUUGGUCGGCGGGCUAUCAACCCCACCAUGGCUGCCCCUGGCAGUCCCAGUCUGAGCCACCGGCAGGUGAUGGGCCCGUCUGGCCCUGGUUUCCAUGGUAACGUGGUUUCUGGCCACCCAAGCAGUGCAGCCACCACACCUGGAAGCCCCAGCUUGGGCCGGCACCCAGUGGGAAGCCACCAGGUUCCAGGCCUCCACAGCAGCGUGGCCACAACUCCAGGAAGCCCAAGCUUGGGUCGACACCCUGGGGCCCACCAAGCGAAUCUGGCCUCCAGUCUCCAUGGCAAUGCAGUCAUGAGCCCUGGGAGUCCCAGCUUGGGCCGGCACCUGGGUGGAUCUGGAUCUGUGGUUCCCGGAAGCCCCAGCUUGGACCGGCACGCGGCUUACGGUGGCUACUCUACCCCCGAGGACCGACGGCCAACGCUGUCUCGGCAAAGCAGUGCCUCUGGGUACCAGGCUCCUUCCACACCUUCAUUCCCGGUCUCCCCUGCCUACUACCCUGGCCUGAGCAGCCCUGCCACCUCGCCCUCGCCAGACUCGGCAGCCUUCCGGCAAGGGAGCCCCACACCAGCCUUGCCGGAGAAGCGGAGAAUGUCCGUGGGAGACCGGGCCGGCAGCCUCCCCAACUACGCCACCAUCAACGGGAAAGUGUCCUCCUCACCCAUUGCCAAUGGGAUGUCCAGCCACAGCGGGAGCAGCACAGUCUCCUUCUCCCACACGCUUCCAGACUUUUCCAAGUACUCGAUGCCAGACAACAGUCCCGAGACACGGGCUAAAGUAAAGUUUGUCCAGGACACUUCCAAGUAUUGGUACAAGCCUGAGAUCUCCAGAGAGCAGGCCAUUGCACUCCUGAAGGAUCAGGAGCCAGGGGCCUUCAUCAUCCGUGACAGCCACUCCUUCCGAGGGGCCUAUGGGCUGGCCAUGAAGGUGUCCUCACCUCCUCCGACCAUCACUCAGCAGGGCAAGAAAGGAGACAUGACCCAUGAGCUGGUGAGGCACUUCCUAAUAGAGACCGGCCCCAGAGGGGUCAAGCUCAAGGGCUGUCCCAAUGAGCCAAACUUUGGUUCCCUGUCCGCCCUGGUCUAUCAGCACUCCGUCAUCCCACUGGCUCUGCCCUGCAAACUGGUCAUCCCAAGCCGAGACCCCACAGAUGACUCAAAAGAUAGCUCAGGCCCUGCCAACUCAACCACCGACCUGCUGAAGCAAGGAGCAGCUUGCAAUGUGCUCUUCGUCAAUUCUGUGGAUAUGGAGUCACUCACCGGGCCACAGGCCAUUUCUAAAGCCACAUCUGAGACUUUGGCUGCUGACCCCACGCCGGCUGCCACCAUUGUUCACUUCAAGGUCUCUGCCCAAGGAAUCACACUGACCGACAAUCAGAGAAAGCUCUUCUUUAGACGACACUACCCCCUCAAUACUGUCACCUUCUGUGACCUGGAUCCACAAGAAAGAAAGUGGAUGAAGACAGAGGGAGGCGCCCCUGCUAAGCUCUUCGGCUUCGUGGCCCGGAAGCCCGGCAGCACCACGGACAACGCUUGCCACCUCUUUGCGGAGCUUGACCCCAACCAGCCUGCUUCUGCCAUUGUCAACUUUGUCUCCAAGGUCAUGCUGAGCGCUGGCCAGAAGAGAUGAAAUCCUGGAGUCCUUGCCCAAGGCCCAGGGCACUGGGGAUGGGGCGUGUGGGGGAGGGGAUCUGCGAAUCCUGACCACCUUGAAUCCGGGAAGAGGACUUUGGGGUGGCUGUGGAGAAGGAGAGGAGAAAGUGGAAUGCUGGGAAAGGGAAGUGAAUUCACUGUGGGGGAGGGGAGAGGGAGGGAGAGAACGAAAGGGCCCAAGAGAGGAACUCUGCAAUCCCCUGUACCUAUGGAAGCCACACCUCCCAAAGCCUCUCCACCUAGCUGGGGGUCCUGGCUCCCCUCCCGCUCUGAGAAAAUUGAGCUCCCACAGGGAACACACAGGCCUCUUUGCAGGGACCAGAUUUCAUGGAGCAAUGAAAAAGUUUGUUCUCCCUAUCCCUCCUGCCUUGAGAGCAGAAACCGAGCUGAGACUCCUUCUCUGGAGGUAAGGUUGCUAAAUCCAGUGGCCAGCGUAUGACAUCAAGAGGUGACACUCCCUUACAUUUUGCUCACCCGAGGCACCCGUGGUCUGUGCUUGCUCUGACUCCUUGUUGCAGGAUGUAAAUGUGACCCCACACACUCAUCCAUACCUGUCUCUCUCUACUCUAGCUACAAACAGCUCUGCUUGUCUGUGUCUUGUGAUACACAUAUACACAUUGACCAAAGAAGGCUAGGGGUAUGGGGUGGCAGGGUACCAGGUCAGGGACAAGCUGUCUCCUGUAGGAGCAUAGCAGAAUUAUGGGUAGCAGAAUUCUCUCUCUGUUCCUACAACUGCCUUCUAGUGGCCCUGGGGGCCUCCAGCCUGUCCCCUGUAGAGACCUUGGUACAGAGGGCAUAGCCAGCCUGUGGCAUCAGCCUAGUUCUGUCUCCUUGAGACUGAAGCUGGGCUGGAGAGAGAGGCGGUGCCCACAGUCUUGGGAAAGAUCCCUGUUAGGAAGGGUGGCAUCUUUUCUGUGGCUUGUGGUAAGUUGGGCAUGCGCACUGAUAGCAUCCAGGACUCUGCCUUAUUCUCUUCUCUCGGCCCAGUUCCUGGGCCGGGAGUACCAGCUCUAGCUUGGUACACCCUCACCUGCUUGAGGCCUGCUGGGGGAAGGGAACUGUGCCUUUCUGACCUACCCCAUCCUAUAUGGUCCUUAUGUUGGCUUAUCCCAGGAGCCUGCUUCCCAAAGUCCUGCCCAGGGUACCCGGGGAUGCCUGGAGCCCCCUUUUCACCCUCUGUGUUUUGGGGUCUGACUGUUGCAGACACCUUUCUGGCUGGGGCUGCCCAGGGUGACUGAUACCAGAGCGCCUCUGGGGUUGCUGCUGGAGAACCACAUGGUCCUCCUAUAAUGCCAAAGCUUCCCUGUUCCCCUCUGCCUCAGUUUCCCCAGCAGAACCUUGCUGCCUGUGGGACAGAGGACGGAAGGUAUGAAUUUAGGCCAAAGGUCCUAUAUCCAUUUGUGGGGUUGGGAAGGCCCCUGUCACCACUCAGACCUCCAUUUAAAUCCAUGGGGGUCCCUCGGGUGGCAUUGUACUGAUAUAUAAAUAUAUAUAAUAUAUACAUGAGACAUACUGAUAGAAAUCUGUAAUCUAAUAAAAAUAUAAGAAAAGGUUAAAAAAAGAAUAGGUAAAUUGACAAGAAAUAUUUAUUGUUUUCCCAUAUUGCUUUAUUGCCCCCUGGCCGCAAACUGUUUCCAUUUCUUUUCUAAGGUGUAAGUAAAGUCUGAACUGCAAGGGAUCUUUAUAUUCCAAACAGCCCAGGGCUGGCCUUGGCCUUGAUCCUGGUCUUGGCCUCCCUAGGCUACAUCUGGGACUUGGGGGAUGACAUGCUCCAGUUCUUUAGCCCCUCAUUUUCUGGCAAGCAGUAGCCCAGCUGCCAGCAUCCUGGGUGUGUGGACGGCUGCUUCCAUCACCACAGGUCUGAGCGCGUGUUUGGGGAUGCAGGUGUGUAUGGCUGUGGUGUGUGCAUCUCUUUUUUUUCCCUCCUCCCGGGAGCUUUGACUGUGUGGACGUUGUUUUGAGGAAUUGGAAAGAAGAAUGUCUAGGUUAGGCGGAGAUCAUGGGUAGAGAGACCCCCUUGGGGCCUCUGCUUCCCAAAGAAUAAAUGGGCUUAGCAGUCAAGGUCCUUCUAAAGUGUCCUUGCCUCUGAGAUAUUGAAGGCAAAUGUCUUGAUCACCCCUUUCCUCGUUCCCCAAAUGAGCCCCACUCCUUCCCAAAUUACAAGAAGAAAUUUCUUAUCCCUUUCUUUGUAAAUACCCUCAUCCUGCUGCACAGCCUGGAGAGCCUUCUCCUGGCUGGGAUGUUCACUUGAGCCGUUAAGGAGCACCAGGGCUUCUGUAGCCUGCCUUAGGCCAGACCUGAGUCUGGGGUCAGCCUUGGUUUCACUUUCCCAUGCUGCACUCAGGCCCAAGCCGUGUGUGAGUCAUGGGAAGGACCGAGGUGGAUGCUGGGAAGGCGGGUGCCUCCCUCCCAGCAUGCCUCUAGAAGGAAUGGAGACCUGAGUUUGGCUUUUCUGGAAGAAUGUUGGAGAAGGGGCCUCAGUUCGUACACUGGGAACCACGCUGUAGCCUGCCCCCUUCUGCACUGUGAUUCUCACAGGUGGGCCUCUGCGCAUUCAUGCACACACACACGCAUGAGCAAACACACACCACACAACCACACACAGAGACCACAUGCACUCUCACCACUCAUAUGCAACCUAGUCUUGCCAAAGAUUUGUUUUAAAGAAGAGCACUUUUUUACCCAUUUUUUUUUUGUGAGUGAUCUGUUUUUGCUGUUCUACAUUGUUGAGCCUGUAUGUCAGCAGGGAGAGUGCUGUCCGCUCUUAAAUGUGAGCGAAGGAGGAGGGGUCAGGAGGCAAGAGAACCUGGCAGCCUGUCUCACCAUCCUCCAGACCCCUCAGCUACAGCCCGGGUCCAUACUGCCUCUGGUGACUGUAAAGAUUGCUGAGGUUGGCCUGGGGCCUCACCCUCCCUGGUAUCUGGGGGUGAGAUGGCAGAGAGGGACACUGAGGAGCCAGGUGUGGGGGAAAGGAAGGUCCCCAUAGUCCCAGGGGAUAAGGGUGAAGAGCUGGGCUAGAAUACAGUGGAUAGGUGGCCCCAAAGGGAAGCUUGGGAAAAAUAAACAAUUGGAUAUUGAAGUCACUGUUGUGCUACUGUGGACCCCUGGCUCCCUUGUCUAGUUAUAUCCGAGGAACGAAUUCACGUCUUAGGUUUGGAAAGGCCAUUUGGAGUCCUCUCCUCUGGCCUAUCCCCAGUGGCUUAGAUGGCUUUGGACAUGAUUGCCAGGAUUUCUGGUACACCCUGGCUUUGGAGAGUCCCUGGAGAAACCUAUCUGGGGGUGUAGGGAGGUCACUGUGGCUGUGUGUCCCUCUAGAAAGGGGCUUUCAGGAGAGAGAAAGACCUUGUCCUAGGCUUGAAUAGAAAUGAAACAGACUCCCUCUGCUGUCCGGGAAGGGCAGGAGAGACUUGUGAGUGAACAGCAUCCAUCCUGUUCUGGGUUUUCUUCUCCAUCCUACCUAAGAUUUCUGAUCCCCCUUUUCCCAGCUUUAGACCUUGGGGAGAUCCAUCCAAGGGAACCAGCCCUCUCCUGCCUCCAUGCCUUGGGUCCUUGAAGAGCUGGGACCCAAAGCUAGGGCCACCCCUACACUUAGGCCUUGGUGAAAGAUCUAGAGACUGGUGUUUCCAUGGUCAGUGGUGACAGGAUGUUUGUGUGUGUGUGUGUAAGUGUGGGUGUGUGUGCAUGGUUUGUUCUCUUUAGGGAACUUUGAGGUGGGAGAUGGAGUGGUGGAUGGAGGGAUGUCAAGUUCAAUGUGACCCAGUAGUGAGAAGAACCAGGAGGUGAGGCCCGGUGGGCCACAGAUUGGUAGUAUUUUAGUACUGGUAAUGGAGAGGACAGCCACGUGGGAUAAGGCUCAGCAGGCCUCUUCCUCGUUGUCUCCUGUCUCCUCAAACAGCUGACAAGUUGGAGGGUCCCAGCUGGUUCCCAUGCCUGGGCCCCUCACAACAGCAAGGCCAUCGAAGUGCGACACACCCACGACAUGUCUUCUCAUCAGUGUUCACAACCCAGCCCUUCCCUUGGACCCACAUCUGGCUCGUUUGUGUGUGAGCGUGUUGGGGGUGUACGUGUGGUGUCUCCUCACGUUCUUUCUUCCCUUCUUUCAUUCAAAACCAAUGUAAGAAGUUCCGUACACCCUGGUUAUCCCAACCCUGCCCCUCGGGCCCUCUGCUGGGAAACCCACGCCCAGAGUCCAUCCCCGGCCCCCGCAGCCCUCUGCUGUGUAUUUAUAGAUGGAAAUAUACUUUAUAUUUUGUAUCAUUGUGCCUGUAGCUUCCGCCACCUUGUAUAAACCCUGUUGUAAGCUGUGUUCUGGAUACGAAUGUAUGUACACAUAUGCUGUCUCCUUCUGUACAGCUGCCCUGUCUCUUACAAUCCAUUGUAUGGCUUUAUAAAUGAUAAUGUUAAACACA
Molecule: messenger RNA, 10249 nt
Organism: Peromyscus maniculatus bairdii (prairie deer mouse)
Lineage: Eukaryota; Metazoa; Chordata; Mammalia; Rodentia; Cricetidae
Gene: Tns1
Product: tensin 1
Biological process (GO): fibroblast migration
Cellular component (GO): focal adhesion
Molecular function (GO): protein binding
Source: RefSeq, a predicted model, not a curated record